This is a messenger RNA of Blumeria graminis f. sp. triticale, 2520 nucleotides long. The record is from the annotation of a GenBank genome assembly. Lineage: Eukaryota; Fungi; Ascomycota; Leotiomycetes; Helotiales; Erysiphaceae.
AUGGAAUCAUUCAGCAAUUAUUCUUCUACGCCUACUCUAGAUUCCUCAACCAGCUUACGGUUUCCCGCACCCGAUGCAGACGUCAGAGUUAGUACUUGGGUUCAAAGUUUAACUACAAAGGCAAUAGCUUCUAGCGACUAUCCGGCCGAAGAUGGUACACUAGGCGACUCAUCCUACGAGUUUGUAGAUACAGACGAGGAGAGUCGAGAUGAUAAUGCAACCGAAUCAAUAGCUUCGACAGAUUUUGGUCGACCUGAUGAUAUCACAUCCCUGGCGGGCACAGAAUGUAGUGGUGUGGAUAGCGAAGAGGAAGCUCCUCACGAAGAAAAUUGUUCAAUCCUUUUAAAUAAGACGGUGGAUGAAGCUUUCAACACUCCUACACUUGGGCAAAGCUCUCAUGGCGUUGUGGAUAAGGUGAAUCGGGUACUCCCUCAGCCAAUUGAAUUCGAUGAGCCGCUCGCAACCAAUCCCCAAGCUAUUUGCGUUAAACAUACUGUAGCUGAUUUGAAUGAAGAUCAAACUGUAAUAGCUUUGCGAGGAGCCUUGAUUGAAAACGGUCCAAAGAAAAUUACGGUCACAAUCCGUCAAACUAUGACCAAGAGAGGUUUAAGCACAAAAGUACCUUUAAGAAUUCUUUACAUCGGAAGCCACUCUGCUAUGCAAGAAAUCAUACAUAAAAUCGCCAGUUCUGUUACAGCAGUAAUCGAUAGUAAAGCUCGAGCUCAAAAUUUUCAAUCUACAACUUCCCAACUCUACAAUGUCGUUCCUAUAUCUGCUUUUGGGUCGGAAAAAACACCCGAAAUUGAGCUCAUGCACUCCAGUGGAUACCAAAUAAAGGUUGAAAACUGUCGUCUAGCACAAAGUUUUAAGCAUGAUGACUCCUUUGGGAAACCAGAGGAUAUAAAACUAUUUUUAGAUGACCAGUUCGUCUGCCAAUCCAUACAAUCUGAUGAUGGAAGCUUUACUGUUCAUCCUCACUGGGAGCUGCCACAUGUCGCUAUUUUUUAUUGUUCUGAAAAUGAAAGUGCCGAGAAGAAGCGCACAAGAUUAAUAGCCAGAAAGUUUAUGAAUCGCCAUCAUAUACCCUCAAUUAUCAUCACACACAAGCAAAUUUUUGACCGUACUCGAUGUUUCUCUCUAGAUCCACAUUCGAUUCAUAUGUGUUUAGAAUCAAAAGAUUCCACAAAAAGUGGUUCAAUAAUUCAUCAGAGACUACCUAUUGAUUUGGUAUCAUUUUUAAAUAUUGAUGCGCGGCAAAUGAAUAGAAAUUUGGCAUACAUUACAGGUCUUUAUGAUCCUCUUGACAACCCUGACUCAACCAUACCUCCGAUAAAAUCUAAUCUAUACGCAGCCAGAGAUAAUUCUGCUUCUAGGGACGAUUCGUCGAUACUUAGAGAGAAAUUUAAAUCAGAUAGAAAAAACUUCCUUUCUCGAAUCAAUGCAAUAUUAAUUGGAGUAUCUUUUUUGAGCCUUGCUACUGUGAUUCUAUUAAUAGCUACACUAAAUUACAGAAAUACCCAAUUUCCGACAAUCUCAAUUAAUAGUAGGACACUAUCACUUUCCUCACUCCUACGAUCCUCAAAUGGACCAAAUUACUGGACCCCCAUCGCAUCUAUUAUCCCACCUAAUCCAAUAUAUAAAGCAUCCCAAAAGUCUAAUAACGAAAUGGAAAAUAAGUCUUUUGGAUCAAAAAUACAAAAAUUGAUUUACAGGAGACAAUCUUCACAAAAGAAAUUCUGCCUAGAUACCUCGACACAAUCGAAAUCACCUGUCUGCACAGCCGAAGUAUAUGGAGACAAAGAGAUAUUGAUUCGUAUCCCCUCUCAAUCUAAGCGAGGCAUACUCAACAAAGAAGCUAUAUCUGUGAAAAUUACCCGAGAUGGGUCAAUUGUCGAAACAGAACAGGCAUACAGUUCAGAAGAAGGUGUAGUAUUAUUACUUUCAGAGAAGGAAGCUUUUGGAGUUAUUAAAGUCAUUAUAAAGACUUCAGAUAGACCUAAACUCGAGCAAUCAUUCCUACUUGAUUUUCGAUCCUACACACAACUCUUCGGGAGGGGAUUCAAGGCCAGAUUAUAUAAGUUCUUGUCUGGUUCUUCGUGGAUUGGUAGAGAUUUAUUUCACGACUUCUAUCGAGAGAUAAAUCAAAUACUGCGCAAUACAUCGAAUAAAUUCCGGUGCCUCUUUCGUUCGAGAAAUCAGGGAAACGAAUUUAGUGUUACAGAGAGCUAUAUCAAACGUACAUUUUCUUAUUUUGCUAAAAAAUCAAAUUCAGUUGGAAAGUGCCGGAAAUAUAGGCUAUUGCCUAGGGUGGUUAGGAAACUACUUUGGCGGAUAAAAUUGUUUAAUAGACGAAUUUUGAUGGCCCCAGGUUUAAGAAAGCCGCUAGACAGAAAUAUUCUGUCUGCACAGGUGCGAAGUAAGGUUUUGUGGUUAAAUUUACAAGGAAAAAGCAAGGAGGCGUCGCAGUACAGAGAGAAAGCCGCUUCUGCGCUACGAUAUGGUCUGGCAAAUGAUCAUUGA